AUGGAUGAUAACGAUGGAACUAGCCCACCCAAAACCUCCCCCCAGCAGGCCACACCUGACUGCUUUAAGCACGCCGCGCUCGAUCAUAAUGCGCCAUCAAUUCGUCUUAUCCGCGUCUGCCGACACAGGUCGCCGGAAGGCUACAUCCAAUGCGAGGUUCGACACACCACUAUCAAUAGCACAUACAUCUGCCUCUCGUAUACGUGGGGUGACGAACUUGGAUGGAACGACGACGUUAGUAAAGGGCAUUGGAUUUUAAUGGAUGGAGAACGUUUCUGGGUUCGCAAGAACUUACACUGCUUCCUGCGUGUAGCGCGGCACAAGCAUCGUCUUCACUGGCUUUGGAUAGACGCCUUGAGUAUUGACCAGACCAACAAUACAGAGCGAACACAUCAAGUACAGCAAAUGGGCCGUAUAUUCUCGGAAGCCAAAGAAGUGAUCUCGUGGCUAGGGCCUAACCGUAGGAUUGCCGAGUUCCUUAGCAAUGCUCCCCAACAAGGAUUCGAUGCACAUGGAUUUCACGAUUUCUGCAAUUCUGAGUAUUGGAACCGUGCUUGGAUCACACAAGAGGUUGCUCUCUCGCGCCGGUCAACACUUAUGGCACGGGGAGAAGAGCUAGAGAUGAACCAAUUACCAUUGAUCAAGGACGAAAAAGAGCACUCGGAGUACCUGUCAAGGUUGAACGACCUUAGCCCCCGGUCCUCGCAUCGUCUAAAAGGGAAAAAUCUCAUCUAUCUUCUGAAAAAGUUCAUGUUCAAAGAGUGCCACAUUGCACGAGAUCGCGUCUUCUCGUUGCUAGCACUUUGUGGCGAGGGUUCCAAUCUUCAAGUUGACUACAAGAUAUCGAGCGAAGAGCUAGCCUACAACAUCCUAACCAUCUGCCGGCAGUCAAUCUGCUUUUGUACAGUGCGCGUCGUCUGUAGAGCGUUGCGGAUC
This is a messenger RNA of Cucurbitaria berberidis CBS 394.84, 936 nucleotides long. RefSeq lists its product as uncharacterized. The record is from RefSeq and is a predicted model, not a curated record. The annotation marks the transcript as partial. Lineage: Eukaryota; Fungi; Ascomycota; Dothideomycetes; Pleosporales; Cucurbitariaceae. The transcript has a single exon.